Molecule: messenger RNA, 2699 nt
Organism: Ictalurus punctatus (channel catfish)
Lineage: Eukaryota; Metazoa; Chordata; Actinopteri; Siluriformes; Ictaluridae
Exons: 14
Coding region: 273-1091 (272 amino acids)
Source: RefSeq, a predicted model, not a curated record
UCUGGCAACCCAUGUGUCUAAAAAUGGCGCAGGAAAGUAGACACAGCGCAGAUGGCACGUGGGUGAGUGAGUGACUGAGAGAGAGAGGGAGGGAGAGAUUAUAAAUCCCCUCGCAAAUUCAAUAGUGAAACUAAACUGCACCUGGGGUGCGAGACACACCCGCUAACCGAACCUGCAGCAGAGAGACACACACACAACUGUCUCACACACCGGGGGUCUUCACAGAGCUGCGCGAUCACCCUGACAUCAAAGACACACAGGACAAUGAGGACAUGAGCUCUGAUGAUCACCACGUCAGCGUAAUGAAGGGAAAAAGUCGAGCCUUUUGGAUUGUUCUGGCUGGAGUUUUCCUUACUGCGAGGGUGUGUGAUGCUGCAUGCAUGAGGCGGAAUUUUAAAGAUUACAUCACAGAUAAUUUAUUACUCGACCACUGGUUUCAGAUGAAGAAUUUCACCCCGACUGGUGAGGAGGUUAAGGUGCAGCAUGAAUUCCUCGCUGUCAUUAACACCAUCUGUUCAAGUUUUCUAGCAAAUGAACGUUUUUACAGAACGCAUCCGUACAAUGAGAGCAUGAAGACAAAACUGGUGUGGACGUACAAAGAACUGGUGAAUGAGCUGGUCAACCAUGGUGCAAGGGAUAAAACUGACACUGUACAGUUUUGUCGAAAUCACACCUGUUCUGAAUCUUACAGCACAAGUUUCAUUAACACAACACAGUUUGAGAAUAUCUAUAAAAAAGUGUGCAACUGGACCGGACCAGCGCCAGAGUGUCCGUUUCCACAGAUUCAUUCAGGCACAACAGCAGCAGUGAGUCCUACAUCGACUCCUCAUGCACCUGAGCCAGGACAGCAGACAUCUCGUGAGCCAACUAACGAAAAUGUUUCAAGCCAGUCCAUAAUAUCUGAUGCAGAGAAUUCAAAGACUCAGGGUGUCUCGCCGUUUCUGGUGGUGUCAGUGGCGAUGAACUUCAUCCUCGUCCUCCUCAUCAUCUUUAUAAUUUAUCAUUACAAGCGCAGAUCUACAUCUUCAGGCAAUCAGCAUGAUAACCAGGAGCACCUGUCUCUACAUAAGGAUCAGAUCAGAUCAGAAUAAUACAGAUAGUCUUCAAGAGGAUACAGUUUAGUUUAAGUUUCACCCAAUUCAUCAUCAUAAAUAAACCUGCAGUGUUCUGAGCUUUGGACUUAACCGAGUUCUCAGUGACGUGGAUUAACGUAAAAGCUCUGCGCUGUUGAAGACUGGAUUUUGGACUGAAGAUGAUGAUGAUGAUGAAGUAUAUAAAUCAUCCGGUGGAACUCUGUCCGUAUUACAGGCUGCUGUAAUUAAGGCACAAAGGAAAAGUGAGUGCUCGACACACUGUCUCUGAGAUGCUGUGAGUUUCUUGUGUGUGUGUGUGUGUGUGUGUGUCUGUGUGUGUGUGUGUGUGUGUGUGUGUGUGUGUGUGUGUAUAAACCUGAACUGACAGCUAAUAUCUGAUGUUGGGAUUCAGCAGUAAAUUAAAAACUUGAUUAGAAAAUGUGUGACUCCACCUGAUGGAGGACGUUUCAGAUGUUUUAUUAAAGGGAAGAUACUCGUGUGGAAUAAUGAACACAAAAUCAAAAGAAAUAAUAUAACUGCAAACAGCGACUGCUGGGCCCAAGCAUCCUGUAGAAGAGAUAUGAUAACGGUUGUUACAUUAAGCAGAUGGUGGUGCUGUGAGACACCGACGGCGAGACACUAUUUCCAUUUCACUAUUUCCGUGAACUUUGAACCAUGUUGCAUAAUGUAUAGCUUGAAUGGCAUAACAUUAAUUUAUCGCAUGACCAUACCAACAGCAUUUAAGAUAUCAACAACCUACAGCUAAUACUUGCUGAUUGUGUAAUAAGCUAAUAUUUAACACGUGUGUAUGUGUGUGUGUGUGUGUGUGUGUGUGUGUGUGUGUGUGUGUGUGUGUGUGUGGUAGAUAAUGAAAGUGUUAUUGUAAAUUCACUUAUAAAGCAGACAUAGAAACACUGACGCUUUUCAACUUUUCAACAAAUCCCAAGCCCUAAACAUGGCCCGCCCCUUUUCUCCAUUAAAUAUGUGCUAAGUAGCCCCUACAUUUGCAUACUCAAAUCUGAUUGGCUCUUAUAUUUUAUGACUCAAUACCAGUAUGUUGUCAUGUGGUUCUCAGCUGUUUCUAUGUUUUCACACUUUGACAAUGUUUAAUAAUAAAAUAAUGAAAAAAAUACACAUUAUAUAAAUGUUAGUGUUUAAAAGAUCAAACUGUGUUGUAAAUCUCUGGGGGUUUUUACAGCACAUUGUUCACUGCCCAGUAACAGAGAAAAUUGGAUAACUGUUAUAGAUAUUAUAUAAUAUAAUAAUUGUUUUAUUAUAUUAUAUAAUAUAUUUUAAGUAUAAUAAAGUUUCAUAUAUGAGAGCAGUAUUUUAUUUAUCGCAGUGCGAUUCUUAUUUUCAUGUCUUGGUUGAUCUCAGUGUUUACUGAGAAAUUUACUCUCAUUUUAAUAAAAUGCACUGAGGACACAUGAUUUUUUUACAACAAUCUAACGGGUGUAACAACUGAACAUCUGUAACACUGUUCCAUUGUGUGUGUGUGUGUGUGUGUGUUCAGUCUUUUUGAAACUGUUCUGUGUUCUGCUGUUGUGUAAAAUUUAUUUAUAUACAGUUUAUUGUUAAUGGUGUGUUCAUGAACCGCAUGAAUAAUAAAACAGUCACGAUGUUAAA